CGGCUAUCGGCUGCCUUUUCUAAGGAUGAGCCAGCUUUGCUUAUGGGUGACAUGCCAACCUUUUCAUGCUGCCAGUAUCAGAAGAAUCCUCACUGGUGCCUUCUUCAUUCUGGGCUGCUGGGGGCUCUCUGAUUUACAGAAGAGUUUUCUUCAAGAUCUGGAACCCAUGGAAGUACCUUCUCACUUUGGCCACCGUGCUGCUGAACUCACAGGCCAUCCUUCCUCCCACCUCCAGAGGCUGAGAUGGAGAAGGACUUUGGGGGAUAUUCUACACCUGGAGCUAAUGGUGGCUGUAGGCCCCGAUGUCUACCAGGCUCACCAGGAGGACACAGAGCGCUACGUGCUCACCAACCUCAAUAUCGGCUCAGAACUGUUGAGGGACCCAUCCCUGGGGGCUCAGUUCCAGGUGCACCUGGUGAAGCUGAUCAUUCUCUCUGACUUGAAGAGUACUCCAAAUAUCACAGCCAACAUCACCUCAUCCUUGAUGAGUGUCUGUGAGUGGGGCCAGACAAUCAACCCGCACGAUGACAGGGAUCCAAGUCAUGCUGACCUGAUUCUUUAUAUAACCAGGUUUGACCUGGAGUUACCUGAUGGUAACCAGCAGGUUCGGGGGGUCACCCAGCUGGGGGGUGCCUGCUCCCCUUCCUGGAACUGCCUUAUCACCGAGGACACUGGCUUUGACCUGGGGGUCACCAUUGCCCAUGAGAUUGGGCACAGCUUCGGCCUGGAUCAUGAUGGUGCUCCAGGCAGCGGCAGCACCUGUGAAGCCAGUGGCCACGUGAUGGCAUCUGAUAGUGCAGUGCCUGCUGGAGGAGCCCUGGAGUGGUCCUCCUGUAGCCAAAGGCAGCUGAAGCAUCUGCUCAGCACAGGGCAAAUGCACUGCUUCUGGGACCCACCUGGACUGCAGUCAGGACUUACAAGGCACCAGCUGUUUGCUCAGCCUGGCCUCUACUACAGUGCAGAUGAUCAGUGUCGUGUGGCUUUCGGCUCAGGGGCUGUCGCCUGCACCUUCUCCAGGGAGGGUCUGGAUGUAUGCCAGGCUCUCUCCUGCCACACAGACCCCCUGGACCAAAGCAGCUGCAGCCGCCUCCUUGUUCCUCUCCUGGAUGGGACAGAAUGUGGUGUGGAGAAGUGGUGCUCCAAGGCUCGCUGUCGCUCCCUAGCUGAGCUUGCUCCUGUGGUGGCGGUACAUGGACACUGGUCUAGCUGGAGUCCCCAUAGUCCUUGCUCCCGAUCCUGUGGAGGAGGCGUGAUCACCAGGAGACGGUGGUGCAACAACCCAAGGCCUGCCUUUGGGGGACGUGCAUGUGUGGGUGAGGACCUCCAGGCUAAGCUGUGCAACACACAGGCUUGUGAGAAGACUCAGUUGGAGUUCAUGUCCGAGCAGUGUGCCCAGACAGACAGCCAGCCACUGCACCCUUCUCAAGGCAGUGCUUCCUUCUACCAUUGGGAUGCUGCUGUGCAGUAUAGUCAAGGGGACACUCUGUGCAAUCAUAUGUGCUGGGCUGUUGGAGAGAGCUUCAUUGUAAGCCGUGGACACAGUUUCCUAGAUGGGACCCGCUGUGUGCCAAGUUCUCCUCAGGAGGAUGGGACCCUAAGCCUAUGUGUGUUGGGCAGCUGCAGGACUUUUGGCUGUGAUGGCAGGAUGGACUCCCAGCAGGUUUGGGAUGCUUGCCACGUGUGUGGAGGAGACAAUAGCACAUGCAGUUCAUGGAGUGGUUCUUUCACAGCUGGGAAAGCCAGAGAAUAUGUCACGUUUCUGAGAGUUACCCCCAACAUGACCCACGUGCACAUCGUCAACCGCAGGCCUCUGUUCACACACUUGGCGGUGAGGAUCCAGGGGCACUACAUUGUGGCGGGGAAGACCAGCAUCUCGCCUAGCGUCACAUACCCUUCCCUUCUGGAGGACUGCCGUGUGGAGUACACAGUGACCCUCACUGAGGACCAGCUGCCCCACUUAGAGGAGAUUCACAUCCGAGGACCUGUCCAGGACGACAUGGAGAUCCAGGUGUACAGACGGUAUGGAGAAGAAUAUGGAGAGCUUACACACCCAGACAUUACCUUUACCUACUUUCAACCGAAGCAGCAGGCAGCCUGGGUAUGGACUGCUAUGCGUGGACCCUGCGCAGUGACCUGUGGAGCAGGGCUUCGAUGGGUGACCUACAGCUGCCAGGAUCAAACUCAAAACAAGUCAGUGAAGAGUGCCCAGUGCCAAGGAAGCCCACAGCCACAUGCAUGGCAAGAGCCCUGUGACUCUGGCCCCUGUCCCCCAUACUGGAUAGCUGGAGACUUCAGCCCAUGCAGUGUGUCUUGUGGCGGAGGCCUUCGGGAACGGCCAGUGCACUGUGUGGAGGCCCAGGAUGGCAUCUUAAAGACACUGCCGCCAGCCCGGUGCAGAGAGCUUGCCCAGCAGCCUGCAGUGGAGGUGGAAAACUGCAACCUCCAGCCCUGUCCCACUAGACAGGAGGUGUCAGGCCCUGGCCCUUGCAUGUCGUCCGCCUGUGAAGCAGAUCUCGCUCCAAGAAAUGUGACAUGUGUGCCCAGGGUGGGUGUACCAGAGGAGCCAGAAACUGCAAGUCCCUGCCUCACGGAUGAAACGUCACCUCUGCUGGAGCCCUGUUUCAGGACCACAUGUUCUCCAGUCUUGGGUCAGCUGGACACCGUGUCUCCAGGACAAGAGGCUCCAUCCCCAGUGGGCAGUGACAAGCCACAGGCUCAGGCUGUACAUGUGUGGACUCCUCUGGUGGGGUUGUGCUCCAUCUCUUGUGGGCGAGGUCUGAGGGAGCUACGUUUCCUGUGCAUGGAUUCUGUCCUUAAGAUGCCUGUCCAGGAAGAGCUAUGUGACUUGGCCAGCAAGCCCUCGAGCCGGUGGGAGGUCUGCAGGGCUAGCCCAUGUCCUGCUCGGUGGGAGACUCAAGUUUUGGCACCAUGCCCAGUGACUUGUGGAGGGGGACGAGUGCCACUGGCUGUCCGUUGUAUGCAGAUGGACCAUGGCCGCCCUGUGUCUCUACCUCAUUCCAAGUGCUGGCCAGUGCCUAGGCCAGGCCCCUUCAAGGACUGCAGCCCUGAGCCUUGUCCUGCUAGGUGGCAUCAUAAGCUGGCAGCCUGUAGUGUGAGCUGCGGGGGAGGGCUGGCACGGAGAAUCCUGUACUGUGCCCAGGCUCGUGGAGAGGAUAAUGAAGAGAAGAUCCUGCCUGAUGUCCAGUGCCAGGGCUUACCUCGCCCUGAACCUCUUGAGGCCUGCAGCCAAGAACCAUGUCCUCCCAGAUGGAAAGUCCUGUCCCUUGGCCCAUGCUCAGCCAGCUGUGGCCUUGGCACUGCCACACGAAUGGUGGCCUGCAUGCAACUUGACCAAGGCCAUGACAGUGAGGUGGAUGAAACUUUCUGUAAGGCGCUGGUGCGGCCCCAGGCCAUUGUCCCCUGCCUCAUUGCUGACUGUGCCUACCGGUGGCACAUCAGCACCUGGACAGAGUGCUCCGUCUCCUGUGGGGAUGGCAUCCAGCACCGGCAUGACACCUGCCUUGGACCCCAGGCACAAGUGCCUGUGCCAGCCAACUUCUGCCAGCACCUGCCCAAGCCAGUAACAGUGAGGAGCUGCUGGGCUGGGCCCUGUGCAGGGCAGGAGAUUCCCAGCUCACUGCCUCACAAGGAAGCUAUGCUUCCUAGCCAGACCCAGGCUGCUGUUACUGCUGCUUCUCCGAAGUGGUCCCAGCCCCAAGCCCAGGCCAGCACCCUCUUUCCAGCAUCCCAGUCUCUGGGGCUCAAGGAAAACCUGGAAGAGCCUGGUGUCUGUGGAAGGCAAUACCUGGAGCCCAAAGGAACCAUUGACAUGCGAGGUCAAGGGCAGGUAGACUGUGUGGUGGCCAUUGGGCGGCCUCUAGGUGAGGUGGUGACCAUUGAAGUCCUCGAGAGCUCCCUCAAGUGUGGUGCAGGGGAGCUGUUGCUGCUUUGGGGUAGGUUUACAUGGAGGAAGAUAUGCUGGAAGAUGUCUGGCAUGACUUUCAGCACCAAAACCAACACGUUGGUGGUGAGGCAACACCGUGUGCUGCCAGGACAUGGAGUGCUGCUGCAGUACCGGAGCCAACCAGGCCCUGGGACCUUCAACAGAGAUUGUGACAGGCAGCUCUUUGGACCUCAGGGUAAAAUUGAGAGUCCCCCACGGAGCCCAGACAGAAGGAAUGUAAGGAGCUGCCGGGUCUUCAUCAGCGUGGCCCCACAGGCCCGCAUUGCCAUCCGUGCCCUGACCAGUGACAUGGGCAUUGACUCUGAGGGGACCAGCGCCAAAUAUGUCUCGAUUAGAGAUAUCCACAGUCUAAGGACCACAACAUUCUGGGGACAGCAGGUGCUCUACUGGGAGUCCCAAGGCAGUGAGGCUGAACUGGAGUUUAGUCCUGGCUUCCUGGAGGUACAGGCCAGGCUCCAGGGUCAGUACUGGACUAUCCCACCGAGGAAACUGGAGCAGGACAACAGCCUGGCUCUGUCCUAGAUUUCUAUCCAACCAUGGAAAGAGAGGCAACUCCACACCUAAGGACCGUCCCUGGAGUGUACAACUCUAGCUUCUUGAGCUCUAAACGCCUGCCAGCCUUAGGGAAUCUCUUUUAGUGACCUUGUCCAGGUGCAGAAGAGCUGGACUGGUAGGUGAAGAUCGGAAAAGCAGCCCCAGCAUCCGUUCCCCUCGCCCUCCCGCUUCCCUGUUGCUAAUAAAAGAUACAGGAAACCUGA
Messenger RNA from Psammomys obesus (fat sand rat), 4722 nucleotides. RefSeq names its product ADAM metallopeptidase with thrombospondin type 1 motif 13 (gene Adamts13). Gene Ontology annotation, cellular component: extracellular matrix. Gene Ontology annotation, biological process: extracellular matrix organization; proteolysis. NCBI's taxonomy places the organism in Eukaryota, Metazoa, Chordata, Mammalia, Rodentia, Muridae. Gene Ontology annotation, molecular function: metalloendopeptidase activity. The transcript has 30 exons. The record is from RefSeq and is a predicted model, not a curated record. The coding region runs from base 26 to 4486 and encodes 1486 amino acids.